AUGUAUGCUGUAUACAGACAAGCUCAUCCCCCAACCGGGCUGGAAUUCUCCAUGUUUUGCAACUUUUUCAAUAACUCGGAGAAGAACCUGGUUGUUGCUGGAACCUCUCAGAUUUACGUGUAUCGUCUUAAUCAUGACAGUGAGAGUUCAUCCAAGGGCGAGAAAAGCUCAGAAGGAAAAACUCACAGAGAGAAGCUGGAGUUGAUGGCUUCCUUUUCGUUCUUUGGUAAUGUCAUGUCUAUGGCCAGUGUCCAACUUGCAGGGGCCAAAAGAGACGCCCUGUUACUGAGCUUUAAGGAAGCCAAGCUGUCGGUGGUUGAGUACGACCCUGGGACACACGAUCUGAAGACGUUAUCGCUGCAUUACUUUGAGGAGCCAGAACUGAGGGAUGGCUUUGUGCAGAAUAUUCAUAUUCCAAUGGUGCGGGUGGAUCCCAGUGGGCGCUGUGCAGUAAUGCUUAUAUACGGCACACAACUGGUGGUCCUGCCUUUCCGGAGGGACACGUUGGCAGAGGAGCAUGAUGGGGUAGUGAGUGAGGGGCAGAAGUCCAGCUUCCUCCCCAGUUAUAUCAUUGAUGUGCGCGAGCUGGAUGAGAAGCUGCUGAAUAUAAUAGACAUGCAGUUCCUGCACGGAUACUACGAACCUACACUGCUCAUCCUGUUUGAGCCCAACCAGACCUGGCCGGGCCGCGUGGCUGUCCGUCAGGAUACCUGCAGUAUUGUUGCCAUCUCCCUUAACAUCUUACAGAAAGUCCAUCCGGUCAUCUGGUCUCUCUCUAGUCUGCCAUAUGACUGCACCCAGGCACUGGCAGUGCCCAAACCAAUUGGGGGAGUUGUAAUCUUUGCUGUGAAUUCUGUGUUGUAUCUGAAUCAAAGUGUCCCCCCGUAUGGAGUGUCCCUGAACAGCUUAACCAAUGGGACAACUGCGUUCCCUCUCAAGAUCCAGGAUGGCAUUCGGAUCAGUCUAGAUUGUUCUCAGGCAACGUUUAUCUCUUAUGACAAGAUGGUGAUUUCCUUGAAGGGUGGAGAGAUUUACGUUGUGACUCUGAUUACGGAUGGGAUGAGAAGUGUUCGCUCUUUUCACUUUGACAAAGCAGCUGCAAGUGUCCUCACCACAUCUAUGACUCUAAUGGAACCAGGCUACUUGUUCUUGGGCUCACGUCUGGGUAACUCUCUGCUCCUUCGCUAUACAGAGAAGGUUCAAGACUCCCCUACUGGGUCCAGCAAGGACCAUGACAAACUGGAUGAGCCGCCAAACAAGAAGAAGCGAAUAGAUCCCCCUGGGCUACGUUCAGGUGGAAAAGGCCCCAUGGCAGAUGAGAUCGAUGAAAUCGAGGUGUAUGGCAACGAGAUGCAGUCGGGCACACAGCUGUCUACUUAUUCCUUUGAGGUGUGUGACAGUAUAUUGAAUAUAGGUCCCUGUGCUAUGGCAUCCAUGGGAGAGCCAGCAUUCUUGUCUGAGGAGUUUCAGAACAGUCCUGAGCCAGACCUUGAGAUUGUUAUGUGUGCUGGGUAUGGGAAGAAUGGUGCCCUCUCUGUGUUGCAGAAAAGUAUCCGCCCACAAGUAGUAACAACCUUUGAGCUCCCUGGAUGCCAUGACAUGUGGACAGUCGUAUCUUCUGGCAAAAAAGAUGAGUCUGAGAAUUUAAAGGAUGAGACAGAUGCUGUAUCAGAAGAGAUAGAGGACAAAAACAGACAUGGCUUCCUCAUCUUGAGUCGAGAAGAUUCCACUAUGAUUUUGCAGACUGGGCAGGAGAUCAUGGAGUUGGACACCAGUGGUUUUGCCACUCAGGGCCCCACUGUGUAUGCUGGAAACAUCGGUGACAACAAGUAUAUAGUACAAGUGUCCCCUCUGGGAAUCCGGCUGCUGGAAGGAGUGACCCAGCUGCACUUUAUCCCGGUGGACCUUGGCUCCCCUAUUGUACACUGCGCGGUUGCAGAUCCCUAUGUGGUCAUUCUCAGCGCGGAAGGUCAUGUCUCCAUGUUUGUAUUAAAAAGUGACACAUACGGGGGGAAAACACACCGUCUCGCUCUGCAGAAGCCCAACCUGCACCAUCAAUCUAAGGUCAUUGCCUUGUGUGUGUACCGAGAUGUCAGUGGUAUGUUCACCACAGAGACCAGAUCUUCCCAAGCAAAAGAUGACCUGUCUGGACAGAUUUCUGAGGGUGACAGCCUCUUUCAAGAGAUGAGAUUUACCAGCUACCGGAAUGGCGUCUGGUGUUUCUGGUGAAGAACUUCCCCAUGGGUCAGAGAGUGCUUGUGGAUAGCUCCUUUGGACAGCCAAGUGCUCCCGGGGAGGGUCGGAAAGAAGAAGUCACGCGACAGGGGGAAAUGCCUCUAGUGAAGGAGGUGUUACUGGUCGGUCUGGGAAAUCGCCAUAGCCGUCCCUACUUACUGGUCUUGGUGGAUGUUGAGCUCCUCAUAUAUGAAGCUUUUGCACAUGACUCUCAGCUGGGGCAGGGAAAUCUGAAGGUUCGGUUUAAAAAGAUCCUGAUUAUGGAUAUUAUUGAAGUUGUCCCAGAACCAGGGCAGCCGCUUACAAAGAACAAGUUUAAGGUCCUUUAUGAGAAGGAGCAGAAGGGUCCAGUCACAGCAUUGUGUCACUGCAAUGGCUACCUGGUGACCGCCAUUGGCCAGAAGAUUUUCUUGUGGAGCCUGAAGGACAAUGACCUGACGGGCAUGGCAUUUAUAGACACCCAGCUCUACAUUCACCAGAUGAUUAGCGUCAAGAAUUUCAUCCUUGCAGCGGACCUGAUGAAGAGCAUCUCCUUAUUGCGAUACCAAGAAGAAAGCAAAACCCUGUCCCUCGUUAGCAGGGAUGUAAAGCCAUUGGAGGUGUAUAGCGUUGCCUUCCUCGUGGACACUGCUCAGCUUGGCUUUCUAGUGUCAGAUCGGGACAGAAACCUCAUUUUGUACAUGUAUCUACCUGAAGCCAAAGAAAGCUUUGGAGGGAUGCGCCUCCUGCGCCGUGCUGAUUUUCACGUGGGUUCUCAUGUAAAUACCUUCUGGAGAACUCCGUGCAGAGGAGCUGGUGAUGGGCCGAGCCGCAAAACCGUUUUGUGGGACAACAAGCAUAUAACUUGGUUCGCCACUCUGGACGGAGGUGUAGGGCUGCUGCUCCCCAUGCAGGAAAAGACUUAUCGUCGGUUGUUGAUGUUACAGAAUGCCCUGACCACUAUGCUGCCUCACCACGCUGGGCUCAACCCACGGGCGUAUAGGAUGUUGAACCUCGGACGCCGUACUCUACAGAACGCUGUGCGGAAUGUGUUAGACGGGGAACUCCUGAAUCGUUACCUGUAUCUGAGCACCAUGGAGCGCAGCGAGCUGGCCAAGAAGAUCGGAACCACAACAGACAUUGAUGUUGUUUCUUCUGGCAGAAGGACCUGGCUCUCUGCUGCAGACGAUGGCCUUGAAAACCAGCCGUUGCUCUCACUGUCUGUGGAAGUUCAGUGA
Molecule: messenger RNA, 3452 nt
Organism: Bombina bombina (fire-bellied toad)
Lineage: Eukaryota; Metazoa; Chordata; Amphibia; Anura; Bombinatoridae
Gene: CPSF1
Product: cleavage and polyadenylation specific factor 1
Cellular component (GO): nucleus; mRNA cleavage and polyadenylation specificity factor complex
Molecular function (GO): protein binding; nucleic acid binding
Source: RefSeq, a predicted model, not a curated record